UGGAGAUCCAUGACAAUGGCCAAGUCCAUUUCGUGGUCGAUGGUUUGCGGGUUGAUGCUAUUCGGGUUGGGUCUAAUUUCACUCUUAACGGGUCACGUGGCUUCUCAUCUUGAAUGGUACUCCCAGCGAUUCGUUCACCGCACUUUCUACUCAACGCUGGAUGGAAAUGAUCGUGCGCAAAUUGAUAUUUGGAAAUCACAAUAUUCUAAAUACUACUAUGGAUGCAAAGAAAGGGGACGUCAUUUUGCUCCUGCUGUACCUGAGAGCAUGUCCAACGGCUACUUGCUUAUUGCAACAAGUGGAGGACUGAACCAACAAAGAACUGGGAUAACAGAUGCUGUUGUUGUUGCACGAAUUCUUAACGCUACGCUAGUUGUACCUGAGUUGGAUCAUCAUUCUUUUUGGAAGGACAACAGUGACUUCGUCAAUAUUUUUGAUGUUAAUUGGUUCAUUACUUAUCUAGCAAAAGAUAUUACUAUUGUUAAAAGAGUUCCUGUUAAAGUCAUGCGGUCAAUGGAGAAACCCCCAUAUACAAUGCGUGUCCCAAGGAAAUCAGACCCUGAAUAUUAUCUUGAUCAAGUUUUGCCAAUACUCUUGAGGCGACGGGUUUUGCAAUUGACAAAGUUUGACUAUAGACUUGCAAAUAACCUUGAUGACGAGCUACAAAAAUUACGAUGCCGCGUUAAUUAUCAUGCUCUGAGAUUUACAAAACCUAUACGAGAACUUGGUCAAAGACUUGUAAUGAGAAUGCGAAAGAUGGCAAACCGUUUUAUAGCAGUCCACUUGAGGUUUGAGCCAGAUAUGCUGGCAUUUUCAGGUUGUUAUUUUGGUGGAGGUGAAAAGGAAAGACGUGAGCUUGGUGAAAUCAGGAAAAGGUGGACAACCUUGCCUGAUUUGAGCCCUGAUGGAGAGCGAAAGCGUGGGAAAUGUCCUCUUACUCCUCAUGAAGUGGGUUUGAUGCUGCGAGCACUUGGUUUUACAAAUGACACAUACCUCUAUGUUGCAUCAGGAGAGAUAUAUGGUGGGAAUGAGACCAUGCAGCCUCUCAAAGAUCUUUUCCCCAACUUCUAUACAAAAGAGAUGCUUGCUGAGGAAGAGUUGAAAUCUUUUCUUCCAUUCUCUUCGCGCCUUGCUGCUAUUGACUAUAUUGUUUGUGAUGAAAGUAAUGUAUUUGUCACUAACAACAAUGGUAACAUGGCCAAGAUACUUGCUGGUCGAAGGAGGUAUAUGGGUCACAAAAGAACCAUUAGACCAAAUGCAAAGAAACUUAGCGCGCUGUUCAUGGCAAGGCAUCAGAUGGAGUGGGACACCUUUGCCAGAAAGGUUAAGGCAUGUCAAAGAGGAUUCAUGGGAGAGCCAGAUGAGAUGAGACCUGGACGAGGAGAGUUUCAUGAAUUCCCCAGCAAUUGCGUGUGUGAGAAACCAUUUAUGGAUGAACUCACAGCCAAAAACCUAACAAUGAAAACAGACUUGGCAAUGAAUGGCGGAAAUGAAGCAACUGUUCUACUACCAAAGCCAAGUGGGAGAAGGGCCAGCUUGUGAUAAAUGAGUAAGUUGGUGCUAAUUUAAGUUGUCACGGGCAUGAUGGAGAUCAGGCUAAUUCACAUUGUGGAUGGCUCAAUCUAGAUCCAU
This is a messenger RNA of Gastrolobium bilobum, 1632 nucleotides long. RefSeq names its product O-fucosyltransferase 29-like. The transcript has 9 exons. Lineage: Eukaryota; Viridiplantae; Streptophyta; Magnoliopsida; Fabales; Fabaceae. Bases 10 to 1542 code for a protein of 510 amino acids. The record is from RefSeq and is a predicted model, not a curated record.